Acromyrmex echinatior (Panamanian leafcutter ant) is the source of this 1011-nucleotide messenger RNA. RefSeq lists its product as uncharacterized. The record is from RefSeq and is a predicted model, not a curated record. NCBI's taxonomy places the organism in Eukaryota, Metazoa, Arthropoda, Insecta, Hymenoptera, Formicidae.
AUGGAGCAAAGAAAUGCUCAAGAAAUUCAACCGAGGUCGGUCAAAUUUGGUCUACAAUCAUCGUUACUGGGGAGACAUGGAUCUAUUCGUAUGAGCCCGAAAAUAAACAAUAAUCCACUGUUUGGAAACUUUUCCAGCAGCCUACGUACUUUACCAGAUUUUACGUGGGACGCUCUGCUGAAACAUACUCGCAUAAAUUUCGAACUGCUCAUUGACAUCGAUAUGGUGAUGUUUAUCGAGCGCGGUGUACGCAGCGGUCUAGUCAAUGUUCCAGAAGAUUCAAGGUCAUUUCAAAGUCAAGUGGAGAGAAAACCUUCGAAAAAAUCCAAAAAAAUUCAUGGGUAUGUUUUUGAGGUCCCCGAAUCCGAAUCCAUAAAUUGUUUAAACCCGCGACCUAUCCUAGAGGUCAUACAAGGUCAUUCUAAGAAUUUAGGUUUGGUUGCAACCAGGGCACCUCCCCGUGGUGACGGUGUGCAACGGAGUUGUCUCACUAUCCGGCGAAGUCCCUGGGUUACGGCGAUUAUGCCGUCAUGGCAACUAAACGUAGAAAAUUUACGAGACAGGGUUUCGGAUACCCAGAAUCGGCGGCUGGUCAGGGUGGGGAAGCGGACCCGCAGGCGUCGUCAUCAAGCGACCGUAGCUCUACAGUGGUGGAAAACUUGGCCUCUUAUUGAUACAAGUUCAUUGGACAACUCAUAUACUCCCAAAACUAUAUGUUCGAGAUGCCGUAGUGUUCUUAAUGAAAUUAACAAGCAGGUAUUUUCUAAACCAAUGAUAUGGAGAUCCCCAACAAAUCAUGCUACCGACUGUUUCUUCUGUUUAACAAACGUGAAAGGUUACAACCGAAAGAAUAAAAAUUUAAUUUCAUAUCCACAAGUCAGAUCUGUGAAUUUUCCAGUUCCUAUUCACACGAAUACUAAUGAUAGCAAGGAAAUAAAUGAAGAGGAACUGGAAGAUUUAAAUGAUGAAGAUUUGUUAGAUGGAUCAUUGGAAUGUGAUGAGAAUUUGUGA